Molecule: messenger RNA, 946 nt
Organism: Sipha flava (yellow sugarcane aphid)
Lineage: Eukaryota; Metazoa; Arthropoda; Insecta; Hemiptera; Aphididae
Exons: 2
Coding region: 317-946 (209 amino acids)
Source: RefSeq, a predicted model, not a curated record
ACCGCGGUACAAUUCAUCGCGGCUAAAAUUUAUCGUAACAUAAUAUACACGUUCAUAUUAUAUACGUAGACAUAGUCUCUUGAGUGAUUGUAAAUCUAAUAAGACGUGUUCACGUAAAACUCGUUUUUGCUCUAAAUAUCUUCGGGUUUGACGUUACCAAACCUAAAAGCUAAAUUUAAAAAUAUACAGAAAACAUGUCAUACUUAAAUUAUAAUUGUGUUAUAUCUAUUGGCCGUUUUGUACAUUUUGUUUCAAUCGUGUCCGGAACGUAAGUAUACGUAAUACGUCGUUAGUUUUUAUUAAUUAAUUGUUGAUUAUGAAUAUAUUAUAUAUUAAAAGUGAACGGGGUAGAGAUAAAUUGACUUUUAAAGGGUACAUUUAUGUAUACGAAAAAUCAGGGUUAAAUAAAUCAAUAUGGAAGUGUGAAAAUUAUCAAAAAAUGAAAUGCAAGGGACGUUUACAUGUAAGAAAUGAUGAAAUAAUAAAAGAACAAAUUCACAAUCAUGUUCCGGACUCUGGAAAAAUUGAGGUGAAUAUAGCAAUGAAUAAAUUAAAAGAAAAAGCAAUCGAACGACCCGACUUGAGACCACGUGCAGUUAUAGGCUUAAUUUCGACAUCAUUGACAAGUUCAGCAGCAGCGCAUCUACCAAAAUUAACUUCAAUUAAACGGACGAUUCGGAGGAUAAGAAAUGAGGAAGAGACUAUACCACUUAACCCAAAAUCACUUAGUGAUUUAGUGAUACCCCAAAAGUAUCGGUUAACAAACGAUGAACAUCCAUUUUUGUUGCAUGAUAGUGGCCCAGGAGAAGACCGAAUACUUUUAUUUUCGACCGAAAGAAAUUUACGUCUUAUGAAAAACUGUAAGCAUUGGUAUGCAGAUGGAGCAUUUUCGACAUCACCUUCACUGUUUACACAAAUAUAUACGGUAACAUUUUUAUUAAACUAA